This is a messenger RNA of Phodopus roborovskii (desert hamster), 2177 nucleotides long. RefSeq names its product MAF bZIP transcription factor F (gene Maff). Gene Ontology annotation, biological process: regulation of transcription by RNA polymerase II; regulation of epidermal cell differentiation. The transcript has 3 exons. Gene Ontology annotation, molecular function: DNA-binding transcription factor activity, RNA polymerase II-specific; RNA polymerase II cis-regulatory region sequence-specific DNA binding. Lineage: Eukaryota; Metazoa; Chordata; Mammalia; Rodentia; Cricetidae. Gene Ontology annotation, cellular component: nucleus. Bases 421 to 891 code for a protein of 156 amino acids. The record is from RefSeq and is a predicted model, not a curated record.
AAACUCGGGCUGUGGGCCCCUAGAGCGGGGCCUUCUGGGGGCGGGACCUCACUUUGACUGGGGGCGUGGCCUUGGCUCUCGGCCGCAGCUCUGGGACCGGCAGGCGGCGGAGGCGAUGACGUCAGUGCAUGACUGGGUUUUUAUGAAUGAAAGGAAUCCUGUGCGUGAGUAAUUCCGGGAAGCUCGCCUUACAACUGCGCGCGGCUCCGGCCCCCUGCGCCGCCCGCCCCACAACAAAACUCCGAGCGGCGCUGCGCGGAGCCGGGUUCCCAGUGAACUGCGGUCCCAAUCGGAGAGGAGUGGGGUUUGAGAGCGCUCUGGGACCGCCACCGCGACAGCUGCGGGGACAGCUGCGACAAGCGCUCACGGACAGCCGGGCUUGGCGGAGAGCGGUCUCCAACCCAGAGACCUUCUGCAAAAAUGUCUGUAGAUCCCUUAUCCAGCAAAGCCCUGAAGGUUAAGCGCGAGCUGAGCGAGAACACCCCGCACCUGUCGGAUGAGGCGCUGAUGGGGUUGUCGGUGCGCGAGCUGAACCGGAACCUUCGAGGUCUGUCAGCGGAGGAGGUGACACGACUGAAGCAGCGGCGUCGCACACUCAAGAACCGCGGCUAUGCGGCCAGCUGCCGUGUGAAGCGCGUGUGCCAGAAGGAGGAGCUGCAGAAGCAGAAGUCGGAGCUGGAGCGUGAGGUGGACAAGCUGGCGCGCGAGAACGCCGCCAUGCGCCUGGAGCUCGAUGCGCUGCGCGGCAAAUGUGAGGCACUGCAGGGCUUCGCACGCUCGGUGGCCGCAGCCCGCGGACCCACCGCACUGGUGGCUCCUGCCAGCGUCAUUACCAUCGUCAAGUCGGCGCCAGGUCCCUCCCCCACUCCAGAUCCCGCCCCCUGCACUUAGUACCCGUGUCGGUCGUCACACCCCCCCCCCCCGCCCUGCGCAACGCCCCUCCGACCCAACUCCCUUCCCAAAGUGCCUGAGCGUUCCUGUUCCCGUCCCAUUUCUCUGCGGCUGCUACCCAGCCUGGUGACUUCACAUUCCUUUCCUGGACUCUUUAACUCUUACAGGCCCCAGACUGGGACCCGAUGGCCCUGGGGAGGGACUGUGCUAAGUUGUGGGGAGGGUGUUGCGGUUCUGGGUUUCCUUGGGCUGAAAAUCCAUCUCAGAUUGGAAGGAGGUGGUCUAUGUAGAGAUGGCCCAGAAAAGAGCUAGCAGGAGAGGCUUUGGAUUGUACCAGUGUGUCCUUCCAACCCUCCCAGGAUUUAGGACUAGGUGUGAUCUCGUGGGGGCUGCCCUGCUGGGAAGCAGAAUUCAAGAGACUGCCCAAGUCUGCUUGAGACCUAGGAAUGUCAGGCUUUCCCAAGCUGAAAGUCUUUGGAAUGACCAGUGAAGCUCAGUUGACAGAUGGGGAAGCUGUCAAAGAGAAACGACCCAAGGCCACACAGCACUGAGUGAUUGAGCUGCUGCCCAAAAUGAGGCCUUCUCACUGCUGCUCUAACAUUCCAACCAUGAACUGACUUCACAAGGGGAACAAAGUCGUAGGAGGGCCGCUCUGGCCUGGGACACCUUUGUCUGUGUGGUGGGGGAAGAAGCUAAAGGAAAGAGAAGGUGACACAUGGGAUGAGGUUGAGGAGCUGGCCAGCCAGAGAAGGGGCAAUGGAGAUGACCUCUGUGGUAAGUGGAGAGAGACACUAUGGUCCUGAUGCAGGAAAUGGAGAAAAGGGGUCCCUUGGAAUUAAGUCUUCUACUUUGGUCCUGAGUAUCUGUGGUAGUAUGGGGGCUGACCAUUGGUUCCCUGGGAAGUCUGGCCCUAGCACCUCCCCACUACUGUAUACAGCUGAACUCUCACACUCUUAUUUAUUGCACAGAUCUAAGUUAUUCUAACCAGCCAGAGCCCAGCUUCUCUUCCCUGGGAAAUAUGUGGGUGCUGAGCUGGACUUUAUAUUUUAUAUCUACAAGUAAAUCACAUUUAAUCUUAUAUUUAGGGAGAGCUGGGUGGGUGGCAACAACAGUAAGGUUUUUUUUUUUUUUUUUUUUGGUUUUUUUUUUUUUUAAGAAAAAAAAAAAAAAAAAAAGAAUGCCCAGCUCCCAGAGUUAUUUAUUUUCUGACUUAAAAGUGAGCCAGUUAUCUGCCUUGAGUAUUUUGCAGACUUUCUGAAUAAAGUCAAGUUCUUUUCCACAGAGAA